This is a messenger RNA of Boeremia exigua, 672 nucleotides long. RefSeq lists its product as uncharacterized. The record is from RefSeq and is a predicted model, not a curated record. Bases 124 to 666 code for a protein of 180 amino acids. The transcript is spliced from 2 exons. Lineage: Eukaryota; Fungi; Ascomycota; Dothideomycetes; Pleosporales; Didymellaceae.
CCCAGUAACGACCGCGCUUCUUUAGCGAAUACGAUCUAUAAUCACUAUUCACUACUACAAUCGCAUCAACUGGACGCCAUCUACACGCUAUAACGAAUAUACUACUACCACCGACUAUCCACCAUGAUGAACAUCAAGAACCUUACCGCGCGCUCCGAAAAUGCCGACGGUUCCAACGACAUGACCAUUGCCCUUCUCACCACCUUGUCUAUCCUUGUCGUGCUCGCCUUGGGCCUGAUAGGCGCACUCAUCUGGCUUCGCAACGUUCGCCGCGCCAGGAAGGAUGCCGCACAUGACGCACAGCUGCCUCUUUACGAGAAGCGACAGUCGGGUCGCCGACUGACCAUCACUGCCAUGCCGUAUGGCAAGGGUCGCGAGUCCGUCGUCGUCUACUCGGAGAAGCAAGACCUUAUGGACAGCGCUGCAAGCUCGCCCACUAGCCCAGUACCCGAGAUUCGCAUCACCUUUCCCGACGAGGUCGAUGAGUCCGGCAAGCGCCAGUCCGGCCGUGUCGUCGUCGUCCGCGUUGGCGAGCACAGCGUUGGGUUAGAGCCUGUCAACGAGGACUUGCCCCCAUACCAGCGCGAUUCAUCUGAUCGCUUCGACUCGCUAGACCUCGACCGUAUUGGAGGGCUGAAGGAGAAGGACAGCAAAGACUACGCCUAAACCUUG